Messenger RNA from Conger conger (European conger), 12513 nucleotides. RefSeq lists its product as uncharacterized. Lineage: Eukaryota; Metazoa; Chordata; Actinopteri; Anguilliformes; Congridae. Gene Ontology annotation, cellular component: cell surface. Gene Ontology annotation, biological process: cell-matrix adhesion. The record is from RefSeq and is a predicted model, not a curated record. The transcript has 99 exons. The coding region runs from base 100 to 11799 and encodes 3899 amino acids.
CUCUGCAAUAUUACACUCACUGAAUAUGCUUGCUCAUCGUUGGCGUCACUCACUGGCGAAAAACUAGCUGACCUGCUAACAUGUAAGGUGUCUGGUGGCAUGGUCUACCCCAAGCAGACCUGGAAGCUCUUCCUCACCAAGGCGUCUGGAGUCCUGAAUGAAGCUCUCACCAUCCUCACUAACAGGUCUGUCAAGUUGAGGAGCCCGCCUGUCCUGGAGGUGGUGGGUGAACUCAGAAUCAACACACUCAGCGUGGAACAGCUACAGACCGUACCAGUCAUCCACCACCUGUUCCAUCCAAAACUGCGGACUCUCAUGUCCUCUGUGUCAGUGGAGUUUCUGUCCUGUCUCAGCAGCAAGAACUUCACCUGCGAGACCUACCACCACGUGGUGAAUGAAUUCGGCUACCAGUUUCCUCACAUGGACGACAUGCAACAGCGCAUGGUGCUCAAACAUUUCAUCCUCCCCUUCCUGACCCGAAAUCACACCUCAGACCCUGCCUGUGUGGACAGCACUAAUGGAAGUGAGGCCUGGCUGUACAAGAACUUCAAAUCGUAUUCUGCCUUUGUGCCUCUCCGGGAGCUCCUGAUGUUAAAUCCAAACUUCCAACCACUGGAGACCCUGAACCUUCUCAGCUCUCGACAGACAGCGGAGCUGGUCGUGUCACCCCACCCUGCACUUUCAGAUAAAGAAACCAUCAUCAAUGUAGUGUUUGACCACUUCAUGGAAUCACCAAAUGACACGAAGCAGAGAGAAUUCCUCAAGGAGUUUGCAAUGUUGUCCCAACAGGCAAACCUCAGUUGUGACCUCUACAAAACCAUACUGCGCAGGAUAGACCAGGCAGCGCUAUCUGAGUCCAGUGAAUUUGAAUCUCAAAGAAUGCCAAUCAGGGGCAAGAUUGCACAGAUAGCUCUACUGCAUUGCUCAAUAAAUGACAUCAUUCCAGGGUGUCCUACGACCCCAGUAAAUGAGAGCCGAAUCUGUGCUGAAGCCAACAGUGGUGCUUACACAAACACGAUGAUGCUGUGUAACAACAGUCUGAGACAUUACGCCUGUCUGUCAACGCCAACAAACCUAACAUCGGAACAAGUGGCCAUGAUUCUGAGCUGUAAUUUGAUGGGCAACAAGACGUAUUCAAAAGAAACCUGGAAACUGCUCUUCACCAAAGUCUCCGGAGUGCUGCAUGAAGCUCUGUUACUGUUCGCCAACAUGACCCCCAGCCUGAGAGAGCCUUCUGCUUCAAUGGUUCUUGAUGUGAUCAGCGAGAGCCUGGAUGCAGGGAUCACUGAUUCAAGUGAAGAUGUAUCUUUGAUCACCAAGAUCUUCCAGAAGAAGCUGAAGCCAUUCUUACCCUUCAUAUCAGAAUCCCUGCUGUCCUGCCUGAGCGCCAAGAACUUCAGUUGUCAGGCCUUCGAAGUCAUAGUGUGGACUCUCAAUGACAAAUAUGAAGAGAUGGACACACGCCAGCGGGCUUUGGUCUACAUAGAUUUCAUCCAAAUCUUCUUGUCUCGGACUGAAACUAAAGACCCAGGGUGUGUCCGCAGUUCAAACGGCAGUGUGCCAUGGCUUCAGAAGAACUUUGGGAAAUUUUCUAGUUUCCUAACCCCCGAAGACAUCCAGAGGCUCAACAGAAACUUCUCUGUGGAGGAAGCUCUGCGUCAUCUGCCCGUUAAGCAGUUGGCUAACUUCUUUGCUGCUCCAGGACAACUGGAAACUGCUGAAGACGUCAGCAAACUAAUGAGCCACGUGGCAGACGACCAAUUGGGAACGUUCUUUGAUAGGUUUUCAACAGUCAUUGAGGGUCGGCCCUUCCCGAUGGAGGCGCGCUCUGCAAUGCUGCAGCAGGUGCUGGACCGAGCCAACCUCUCCGAUGCCGCGGUCAGCGAUGAGGAAGCCCAGGUAUGGCUUCAGCAACGUCUGCCGCCCCUGCUCCUGAACCUGCAACGGGAACACGUGGGCCCUCUCUUCAACAUCGUCAAGCGCAGGGACUGCAACAUCAGCCAGGAAUUGGUGAAGCAUCUUAGCGGUAUCCGCCAAACCCUUGAUGAUGACACGGAAAGCGAGGUCAUCAAAAACAUUGUUGACUCACUCAGAGACCCUCAGCCACUGCGCUGCUACACAAACCAGAGUUUCUACCAGUUUCUGAAAAAAAGCAUCGUCAAAUUCCCUUCUCCCCAACUGUCUACUGUCCUUUCACUGAUGCCUCCUGACAGACAGGCAGAGCUGAUAAACUCCAUUCCUCCCAAUGAGCUUGGUGAGCUGCUGAGGAAACCGAUGUUUAUAGAUAACAGCACAGACCUCUGCACCCUCCUGCUGCACCACCGACAGACCCCCGAACUCCUGGAGACGGAGGAAUUUUCAGAACACGUGAGGUCACAGAUCUUGCCCUGUGUGUGGCCCCUGGCCCUCAGAAGUGACAAUGAGGAAGAAGUGAAGAGAUGGUUUGUCAGUCGGCUUAAUGGUUACUUGCAAUUCCUCAAUGAGGACCUCAUCAGCUCCCAGGAUACCCUCAAUGCAUCAUGCUUGGCCUUCAGGAACCUCAUCUUCUUACUGGGAACCGACUACAACUUCAGCAGGACGGAUAUCGAAGAAGAUGAAGUGUAUGACACCAUUAAGACCUACCUCAGCACAGAUGGAAGUCCAAAGUGCUACGACCGCAAUGACCCGACCCUCAACUCCACAGCUUGGUUUUUCAACUACUUUUGCAAUUUCAUUAGAUUCGCUGACUCGGAUGACUUCAGAACAUUUGGUUCAGAAGAAGCACUUCAGGCCUUCUCUGUCAAUCGACAAAAUAUCGAGCUCUUAAGUCAACCUGGCAUCCCAGAUGACGUGGUCUCAUGGUACACUGAGUCCAUCUUCCAGGAGAACCCACAAUUCCUUCCCACAAAACUGCCGCCCCGACUCCAAUGCUAUGCUUCAGGAGAGGCUUUGUCCAGCCUGGAUGAGAGUCAGACUCUGGCUGUUAUCAGGAACAUAAAUCAGUCCUGCACUGCUGUGGAACCCCAUAUUCCGGCAGUGCUGGCUGGGAAUAUUAAAACACUCAGUCCUGGACUGAUCACUGCCCUGGGAAACCAGGUGACAGGUUUGAGUCCAGGCCAGAUCAGUGGAGCUCCUCCAAGCGUCAUCAUCGGGUCCCUUAAGAACCUGGGCAAAGUUUCAGGCUGGAACCAGGCCCAGUCCAAUAGCAUCAUAGCAGCGAUCCUUGGACAAAACUUCCAGGUUGACAAUCAGGAAAAUCUGGAAAGCCUGGGCUCUCUAAUACAAGGCGUUCCCUUUUCAGCCAUUUCAAAAAUCUCCCCCACUGUAGCUCAGCAAACCGCUUCCAAUCCAGUUUUUGUUAACAACCUUCUGAGUGCUCCUGUAAUUGUGCGGGAGAAAUUCGUCCAAAAGAUUAUCGAAGUGGAUUCUACACCCCAGAUACUGUUAAACAACGUCCCUGAUGACCUAGCCUCAGAAAUCCCCAGAAGUCUGCUGAUCUUUUCUGAAAAUAUGGAUCCAGCUGUGGUGCAGAAGAUAAAUAAGAAAAAAUGGAAACCUGAGCAGGCGGCUCUGCUUUUUGAUAUAGUUGCUGAAGGAACCAGUGAUGCUGAUGACCUUUCAACAGAGAUGCUCCAGGGAUUCUCGUGCACAAGGAUUCGCCGUUUAAAAAAAACAAAAGUCAGAAAUCUCAUCAGAGCUUGCAGGAGGAGAAGGAACCAAAGAAAGGUGGUUCUGCGCGAACCCCAGUUAACCUGCAUGAGCAAUAUCAUCAAGAGUGAAAGGCCACAGAAUUUCACAGAAUUACCUUCCGACAUGCUGUUGUACCUAGACUACUCCACCGUGCAGCAGGCAACAUGCAAGGCGUACUUCAUACAAACCGGAGAAGCAGACUUUGAUGUUCUGUCUGACGCUUUGAGUGGGAAGAAAGCAGAGUUACUGAGCAAUGCCAAAAGCUGCCUGGGUGUAACAGGAACAAACCUGAACAAGGAGACUGUGGAGGUUCUGGGAAACAUGUGCUGCACACUGGAUGAGUCUCACAUCAGUGACUCUGACCCACUGAUACUGGAGAAACUUAAAAACUGCAAGGAGUUCUCAGACAAGCAGCUCGAUGCAAUGGAAAAAGUUCUUCUCCGUGGUACCCCCAUUUAUGGAAAUCCUUCAAAAUGGAACUUUAAAACUCUGCAAAAGUUGGAACCCCUCCCAGUGUUUCUAGGAAGCUCAUUCUGGUGUCGUCUUGGAAAGAGGGUCAAACGCAGAUACCUGAGAAAGCUCCGGAAACAGAAAGGAAGCAGGCGGGAAAGGAAGAAGCUCAAAAGACUUUUCAAACAAUUACGUUGUUCCAAAAAUAUACAAGGAGCUGAUCAUUGCACAGUUGGAAACAUCACACAGGUCACCAUCAACGAUGACUCUUUUCCCUUCGGUUACGAUGCCAUCCAGUUCGGCCACUGUCUAAGCGUGCAGGUUGUGAAGGACAAUUUUGCAGCUCUGGCUCAGAAGGUGGAUGAGGAUGAAUUGCAGACAAUUGUUCUGAGCAAAUCAAAGCAGGCAUUCCCAGCGGGCCUUUCAGAUGUGCAGUUGCAACUCGUGGGUCCUGUGUCUCGUAUGGCCUCCCUGGAUGACAUCAGCAAGUGGAGCAUCAUCACCAUUGACAACCUGGCUGCUCUAAUGAACUCAGAAGAUGGAGCGUGGGAGCCUGAAAAGAGCAAAGCCAUCAUCUUAAAAUACUUGGAAACACCUGCCAAUACCCUGGGGACCGCAGAGCUGAAUGCAAUAGGCGGGCCUAAUCUGUGCCCCCUUCCCAACAGUGUCCUGAGGAACAUCACCCCUGAGAGUCUGAAAAAUGCCAACGCCUUGACUAUUUCAGCUUGUCCUGUGGAGUUCAAGGAUGAAAUGUUCCUCAUAGCUGAACAGGCCUUUAAUGAAUCUGAUCCCAUAUCACUGAUGACUUACCAGCUCAUUCAGUCUUACCUAGGAGGCGCACCCAAAGAUUACAUAUUAAGACUGUCAAGAGCCAAUGUUAGCAUGGACGUAGAAACCUUUAUAAACCUGAACUCAAGCGUACUCUUGGAGCUCAAUGUGACGGCGGUAAGUCAGCUACUGGGAGGUAACGUGCAGGACCUGAAGACCUUUGAGCAUGUGACUGUCAUACAGCACUGGAUCCAGAGACAGCCUCAGUCCGAUCUGGACAGUUUGGGCAUUGAGCGGACACCUCCAGUAAACACAACUUCAACUCCAACAUCUGACUGCAUGAUGAUGCCAUUUGAUGAAAGGUGUCCAUCCACACCAUGUAAUGAGAGCGGCAUUUGUUCUGGAGUACACAACUCUAAGCUGCAGGACUACUUGGACUCUGGGAUGACUGGAAUGCUCUGCAAUAUUACACUCACUGAAUAUGCUUGCUCAUCGUUGGCCUCACUCACUGGCGAAAAACUAGCUGACCUGCUAACAUGUAAGGUGUCUGGUGGCAUGGUCUACCCCAAGCAGACCUGGAAGCUCUUCCUCACCAAGGCGUCUGGAGUCCUGAAUGAAGCUCUCACCAUCCUCACUAACAGGUCCGUCAAGUUGAGGAGCCUGCCCGUCCUGGAGGUGGUGGGUGAACUCAGAAUCAACACACUCAGCGAGGAACAGCUACAGACCGUACCAGUCAUCCACCACCUGUUCCAUCCAAAACUGCGGACUCUCAUGUCCUCUGUGUCAGUGGAGUUUCUGUCCUGUCUCAGCAGCAAGAACUUCACCUGCGAGACCUACCACCACGUGGUGAAUGAAUUCGGCUACCAGUUUCCUCACAUGGACGAGAUGCAACAGCGCAUGGUGCUCAAACAUUUCAUCCUCCCCUUCCUGACCCGAAAUCACACCUCAGACCCUGCCUGUGUGGACAGCACUAAUGGAAGUGAGGCCUGGCUGUACAAGAACUUCAAAUCGUAUUCUGCCUUUGUGCCUCUCCGGGAGCUCCUGAUGCUAAAUCCAAACUUCCAACCGCUGGAGACCCUAAAACGUCUCAGCCCUCGACAGACAGCGGAGCUGGUCGUGUCGCCCCACCCUGCACUUUCAGAUAAAGAAGCCAUCAUCACUGCAGUGUUUGACCACUUCAUGGAAUCACCGAAUGACAUGAAGCAGAGAGAAUUCCUCAGGGAGUUUGCAAUGUUGUCCCAACAGAGACCGUUGAACUGCAGCUCCAUCCAAACCAUAAUCAAGAGGCUUCGUCACUCACUGUCCUCAAUGCCAGGACGUCAGGAGCCAGUCAUCUGGGCCAGCAUUAACGUGUUCAUGCAAGCAGGACCCAGACACUGCAUGACGAUGCCAGUUGAUGAAAGGUGUCCAUUCACACCAUGGAACGAGAGCAGCAUUUGUUCUGGAGUACACAACUCGAGCCUACAGGAUGACUUGAACUCUGGGAUGACUGGAAUGCUCUGCAAUAUUACACUCACUGAAUAUGCUUGCUCAUCGUUGGCCUCACUCACUGGCGAAAAACUAGCUGACCUGCUAACAUGUAAGGUGUCUGGCGGCAUGGUCUACCCCAAGCAAACCUGGAAGCUCUUCCUCACCAAGGCGUCUGGAGUCCUGAAUGAAGCUCUCACCAUCCUCACUAACAGGUCUGUCAAGUUGAGGAGCCCGCCUGUCCUGGAGGUGGUGGGUGAACUCAGAAUCAACACACUCAGUGUGGAACAGCUACAGACCAUACCAGUCAUCCACCACCUGUUCCAUCCAAAACUGCGGACUCUCAUGUCCUCUGUGUCAGUGGAGUUUCUGUCCUGUCUCAGCAGCAAGAACUUCACCUGCGAGACCUACCACCACGUGGUGAAUGAAUUUGGCUACCAGUUUCCUCACAUGGACGACAUGCAACAGCGCAUGGUGCUCAAACAUUUCAUCCUCCCCUUCCUGACCCGAAAUCACACCUCAGACCCUGCCUGUGUGGACAGCACUAAUGGAAGUGAGGCCUGGCUGUACAAGAACUUCAAAUCGUAUUCUGCCUUUGUGCCUCUCCGGGAGCUCCUGAUGCUAAAUCCAAACUUCCAACCGCUGGAGACCCUGAACCUUCUCAGCCCUCGACAGACAGCGGAGCUGGUCGUGUCGCCCCACCCUGCACUUUCAGAUAAAGAAGCCAUCAUCACUGCAGUGUUUGACCACUUCAUGGAAUCACCAAAUGACACGAAGCUGACGGAAUUCCUCAAUGAGUUUGCGAUGAUGUCCCAACAGGCAAACCUCAGUUGUGACCUCUACAAAACCAUACUGAGCAGGAUAGACCAGGCAGUGGCAUCUGAGUCCAGUGAAUUUGAAUCUCAACAAAUGGCCAUCAGGGGCAAGAUUGCACAGACGGCUCUACUGCAUUGCCCAAUAAAUGACAUCAUUCCAGGGUGUCCUACGACCCCAGUAAAUGAGAGCCGAAUCUGUGCUGGAGCCAACAGUGGUGCUUACACAAACACGAUGAUGCUGUGUAACAACAGUUUGAGACAUUACGCCUGUCUGUCAACGCCAACAAACCUAACAUCGGAACAAGUGGCCAUGAUUCUGAGCUGUAAUUUGAUGGGCAACAAGACGUAUUCAAAAGAAACCUGGAAACUACUCUUCACCAAAGUCUCCGGAGUCUUGCAUGAAGCCCUGGUAAAGUUCGCCAAGAUGACCCCCAUCCUGAAGGAGCCUUCUGCUUCAAUGGUUCUUGAUGUGAUCGGAGAGAUCCUGGAUGCAGGACUCACUGAGUCAAGUGAAGACUUAUCUUUGAUCACCAAUAUCUUCCAAAAGAAGCUGAAGCCAUUCUUACCCUUCAUAUCAGAAUCCCAACUGUCCUGCCUGAGCACCAAGAACUUCAGCUGUCAGGCCUUCGAAGUCAUAGUGUGGACUCUCAAUGACAAAUAUGAAGAGAUGGACAGACGCCAGCGGGCUUUGGUCUACAUGGAUUUCAUCCAGGUCUUCUUGUCUCGGACUGAAACUAAAGACCCAGGGUGUGUCCGCAGUUCAGACGGCAGUGUGCCAUGGCUUCAGAAGAACUUUGGGAAAUUUUCUAGCUUCCUAACCCCCGAAGACAUCCAGAGGCUCAACAGCAACUUCUCUGUGGAGGAAGCUCUGCGUCAUCUGACCGUUAAGCAGUUGGCUGAGUUCUUUGCUGCUCCUGGACAGCUGGAAACUGCUGAAGACGUCAGCAAACUAAUGAGCCAUGUGCCAGACGACCAAUUGGGAACAUUCUUUGAUGAGUUUUCACCAGCCAUUGAGGGUCGGCCCUUCCCGAUGGAGGCGCGCUCUGCAAUGCUGCAGCAGGUGCUGGACCGAGCCAACCUCUCCGAUGCCGCGGUCAGCGAUGAGGAAGCCCAGGUAUGGCUUCAGCAACGUCUGCCGCCCCUGCUGCUGAACCUGCAACGGGAACACGUGGGCCCUCUCUUCAACAUCGUCAAGCGCAGGGACUGCAACAUCAGCCAGGAAUUGGUGAAGCAUCUUAGCAGUAUCCGCCAAACCCUUGAUGAUGACACGGAAAGCGAGGUCAUCAAAAACAUUGUUGACUCACUCAGAGACCCUCAGCCACUGCGCUGCUACACAAACCAGAGUUUCUACCAGUUUCUGAGAAAAAGCUUCCUCAAAUUCCCUUCUCCCCAACUCUCUACUGUCCUUUCACUGAUGCCUCCUCACAGACAGGCAGAGCUGAUAAACUCCAUUCCUCCCAAUGAGCUUGGUGAGCUGCUGAGGAAACCGAUGUUUAUAGAUAACAGCACAGACCUCUGCACCCUCCUGCUGCACCACCGACAGACCCCCAAACUCUUGGAGACGGAGAAAUUUUCAGAAAACGUUAGGUCACAGAUCUUGCCCUGUGUGUGGCCCCUGGCCCUCAGAAGUGGCGAUGAGGCAGAAGUGAAGAGAUGGUUUGAUGUCCGGCUUCCUGAUUACUUGCAAUUCCUCAACAAGGACCUCAUCAGCUCCCAGGAUACCCUCAAUGCAUCGUGCUUAGCCUUCAGGAACCUCAUAUUUGUAUUGGGAACCAACUACAACUUCAACAGCACAGACAUUAGAGAAGAUGAAGUUUAUGACAUCAUUAAGACGUACAUCAGCACAGAUGGAAGUCCAAAGUGCUACGACCGCAAUGACCCGACCCUCAACUCCACGGCUUGGUUUUUCAACUACUUUUGCAAUUUCAUUAGAUUUGCUGACUCGGAUGACUUCAGAACAUUUGGUUCAGAAGAAGUACUUCAGGUCUUCUCUGUCAAUCCACAAAAUAUCGAGCUCUUAAGUCAACCUGGCAUCCCAGAUAACGUGACCGCCCUGAUCACAGAGUUAAUCUUCCAGGAGAACCCACAAUUCCAACCCACAGAACUGCCGCCCCGAUUCCAAUGCUAUGCUCCAGGAAUGGCUUUGUCCGGGCUGGAUGAGAGUCAGACUCUGGCUGUUCUCGGGAACAUAAAUCAGUCCUGCACUGCUGUGGAACCCCAUAUUCCGGCAGCGCUGGCUGGGAAUAUUAAAACAGUCAGUCCUGCACAGAUCACUGCCCUGGGAAGCCAGGUGACAGGUUUGAGUCCGGGCCAGAUCAGUGGAGCUCCACCAAGCGUCAUCUUUGGAUCCCUUCAGAACCUGGGCAAAGUUUCAGGCUGGACCCAGGCUCAGUCCAUGAGCAUCAUAACAGUGAUCCUUGCACAAAACUUCCAGGUUGACAAUCGGGAAAAUCUGGAAAGCCUGGGCUCUCUAAUACAAGGCGUUCCCUUUUCAGCCAUUUCAAAAAUCUCCCCCACUGUAGCUCAGCAAACCGCUUCCAAUCCAGUUUUUGUUAAGAACCUUCUGAGUGCUCCUGUAAUUCUGCGGCAGAUGUUCAUCAGACAGAUUAUCAAAGUGGAUUCUACACCCCAGAUACUGUUAAACAACGUCCCUGAUGACCUAGCCUCAGAAAUCCCCAGAAGUCUGCUGAUCUUUUCUGAAAAUAUGGAUCCAGCUGUGGUGCAGAAGAUAAAUAAGAAAAAAUGGAAACCUGAGCAGGCGGCUCUGUUUUUCGAUACAGUUGCUGAAGGAACCAGUGAUGCUGAUGACCUUUCAACGGAGAUGCUCCAGGGAUUCUCGUGCACAAGGAUUCGCCGUUUUAAAAAAACAAAAGUCAGAAAUCUCAUCAGAGCUUGCAGGAGGAGAAGGAACCGAAGAAAGGUGGUUCUGCGCGAAACCCAGUUAACCUGCAUGUACAAUAACAUCAAGCGUGAAAUGCCACAGAAUUUCACAGAACUCCCUUCAGACAUGCUGUUGUACCAAGACUACUCCACCGUGCAGCAGGCAACAUGCAAGGCGUACUUCAUACAAACCGGAGAAGCAGACUUUGAUGUUCUGUCUGACGCUUUGAGUGGGAAGAAAGCUGAGUUACUGAGCAAUGCCAAAAGCUGCCUGGGUGUAACAGGAACAAACCUGAACAAGGAGACUGUGGAGGUUCUGGGAAACAUGUGCUGCACACUGGAUGAGUCUCACAUCAGUGACUCAGACCCACUGAUACUGGAGAAACUUAAAACCUGCAAGGCUUUCUCAGACAAGCAGCUCGAUGCAAUGGAAAAAGUUCUUCUCCGUGGUACCGCCAUUUAUGGAAAUCCUUCACAAUGGAACACUAAAACUCUACAAAGGUUGGAACCCCUCCCAGUGUUCUUAGGAAGCUCAUUCUGGAGUCGUUUUGGAAAGAGGGACAUCCGCAGAUAUCUGAGAAAGCUCCGGAAACUGAGAGGAAGCAAGCGGAGAAGGAAGGAGUUAAAAAGACUUUUUAGAAAAAUUCGUGGGCGCAGGAAUAGACGAGCAGCAGAUCAGUGCACAGUUGGAAACAUCACACAGGUCACCAUCAACGAUGACUCUUUUCCCUUUGGUUACGAUGCCAUGCAGUUCGGCCACUGUCUAAGCGUGCAGGUUGUAAAAGAAAAUUUGGCAGCUCUCGCUCAGAAGGUGGAUGAGGAUGAAUUCCAGGCAAUUGUUCUGAACAAAUCAAAUCAGGCAUAUCCAGCAGGCCUUUCAGAUAUGCUGGUGCAACUCCUGGGUCCUGUGUCUCGUGUGGCCUCCCUGGGUGACAUCAGCAAGUGGAGCAUCACCAGCAUUGACACCCUGGCUGCUCUAAUGAACUCAGAAGAUGGAGCGUGGGAGCCUGCAAAGAGCAAAGCCAUCAUCAUGAAAUACUUGGAAACACCUGGCAAUACCCUGGGGACCUCAGAGCUGAAUGCAAUAGGCGGGCCUAAUCUGUGCCCCCUUCCCACCAGUGUCGUGAUGACCAUCACCCCUGAGGCACUGAAAAAUGCCAACGCCUUGACUAUUUCAGCUUGUCCUGUGGAGUUCAAGGAUGAAAUGUUCCUCAUAGCUGAACAGGCCUUUAAUGAAUCUGAUCCCAUAUCACUGAUGACUUACCAGCUCAUUCAGUCUUACCUAGGAGGCGCCCCCAAAGAUUACAUAUUAAGACUGUCAAGAGCCAAUGUUAGCAUGGACUUAGAAACCUUUAGAAACCUGAACUCAAGCGUACUCUCGGAUCUCAAUGUGACGGAGGUGAGUCAGCUACUGGGUGUCAACGUGGAUGACCUGAAGACCUUCGAGAAUGUGACUGUCAUACUGGGCUGGAUCCAGAGACAGCCUCAGUCCGAUCUGGACAGUUUGGGCAUCGGCCUGAGAGGAGGACGAGAGACCGUUAUGACGGCAGCGACGACACCAGCGGCAGCAGCGUCAGUUGGAGCAGCAUCAAACACAACAAGCCCAGCAAACACAGCUUCAGUAAACACAUCUUCAGGAAACACAUCUUCAGCUACAACAUCUGGUCAUGGCGGAACAGGCACACCUUCUGCUCACCAACUGUCACUGUUCGUUGGCUUGACAUUUGCUGUAUUGCAACUGUUGAAGUAAUUUAAGAAGGAAAAGACUCAUCUCAAUGAGUCUAGUUCGUUUCCAUCCAAUUUAGUCUAUUUUAAAUGUUUGGUUUAGGUGGUGAGGCCGGCGGGUUUUUGUGAUGAUAAAUGAGUGCAAUGUAUUUUAGCUCUCAAAAACAUGUCAGCUCAAAAUUUUAUCAUAUGGGUAUUUUAAUAUUAAGAUGAUUGAUUGGGAUCUAGUGUAACCACAAAUAUAUAUUUUUAUAUUGAUUUGUAUUCAUAUUCAUUAUCAUGUAGAAUGUGGGGAUUGGGGAUGCUCAAUGCACUAUGUAAUCACUUUAUUAUAAUACAGUGAAUACUUCCAUCAUGAACGUUUACUUCUCAGGGAGAGACUGGUAUAUAACAGUUAUUUAACUAUAAUGCCAUCUAUAUACCAUAUCAGUCACUACAAUGAUUUUUAUACCGUGUAGUCAUUUGGGGCAUUUAAAGAAGACAUUCAUUAGAUUUGUUAGCCUAAUCUUCUGGUGCAUUUUUGUAUCAGUACAUUAAGGUAUGAGAUUUGUUCAUUUUAUAUUUUAUGUGAGAAAACAAAGCUUUCAUAUUCUGAAGCUUGCCAUACAGAAAGCAUACACAGUUGGAUUUGUUAAAGACAUCUUUUAACAGUUUUAAUUGGGACACAAACACAUGAUCAAUGACACACUUAUAAUAUAUAAUUACUACUACAAAAUAAACAUUGUCUUGAAAGAAAGAA